Molecule: messenger RNA, 1149 nt
Organism: Gossypium raimondii (Peruvian cotton)
Lineage: Eukaryota; Viridiplantae; Streptophyta; Magnoliopsida; Malvales; Malvaceae
Exons: 4
Coding region: 1-1149 (382 amino acids)
Biological process (GO): DNA integration
Molecular function (GO): nucleic acid binding
Source: RefSeq, a predicted model, not a curated record
AUGGUUCGUGAAGGUAUUGUGUUAGGGCAUAAGAUAUCGCAGCAAGGGAUUGAAGUUGACAAAGAAAAAAUUGAGGUAAUAGAAAAAUUGCUACCUUCAACCAGUGCCAAGGGUAUUAGAAGUUUUCUAGGCCGUGCAGGAUUUUAUAGAAGAGUCAUUAAGGAUUGCUCGAAGAUAUCUAAACCUUUGUGUACCUUGCUAGAGAAAAAUAGACCUUUCAAUUUUGAUGAACCUUGUUUGAUUAUUUUCGAGGAAUUGAAGAAAAGGUUGGUAGCGACAUCGAUUGUAAUAGUACUGGAAUGGACACUGUCCUUUGAACUCAUGUCUGACACCAGUGAUUUUGCUAUGGGGGCAGUGUUGGGACAGCAAAAAGAUAAGAUAAUUAAGAAGUGUGUCCUUGAUGAGGAAAUGCAUAACAUUCUGCAGCAUUGUCACUCAGUGCCUUACGGAGGAUACUUUGGAGGAAUGAGAAAUGCUGCCAAGAGAAUAGACUUUAUGGGUCCAUUUCCACUAUCAUUAGGCAAUCUCUACAUACUCUUGGCAGUGGACUAUGACUCUAAGUGGGUCGAAUCUGUUGCCCUCCUUGCUAAUAAUUCAAAGUCAGUGAUGAAGUUCUUGCACAAGAACAUUUUCACAACAUUUGGUAAACCUCGAGCUAUUAUCAAUGAUGAAGGUUCUCAUUUUGAUUGCAAAUUAGUUGCUAACUCUUUGCAAAGGUAUAGGGUGAAGCAUAAGAUUUCCACGAAGCAGAAUAAUCUUAUCGAGACUCAUCAGCUUCGGCUUGCUGCAGAUUUGGCAAAGUUGCAGGAAAAACUGGCUCUUUACUGGGCCAAUACGGAGAGGAGGGACGCUGCUAUGAGAAGGUCCCUUCAAAAGAAUUUCACCAAGCCAAUGCUUGCAUGUCCAGACUUUCCUAAGGAAUUGCAAGCAGCUAUAGUAGAAAAGGUUGGUGAAGUAAAGCCAGCUGAGACAGACCCUUCCACUACUAAGAAAGAAAAUAAAGAACUAGAGGAAGAAAUAGAGAAAAUCGAAUCAGAUAGCAUUGCGACUGAUCGUGAGGAAGAAAAAGAAGUAAAUCCCACACUUGUACCACUAGUGAACAACAUUGUAGUUGUUCCACCUUCCUCUACUGAACCAAUGAUAGAAUAA